Messenger RNA from Dreissena polymorpha, 2650 nucleotides. RefSeq names its product decapping and exoribonuclease protein-like. Gene Ontology annotation, biological process: NAD-cap decapping; nuclear-transcribed mRNA catabolic process. The record is from RefSeq and is a predicted model, not a curated record. Lineage: Eukaryota; Metazoa; Mollusca; Bivalvia; Myida; Dreissenidae. Gene Ontology annotation, cellular component: cytosol; nucleus. The coding region runs from base 193 to 753 and encodes 186 amino acids. Gene Ontology annotation, molecular function: mRNA 5'-diphosphatase activity. The transcript has 6 exons.
AAGAAUGCAUUUGUUGGCCGACGACAGCUGCUCACCAAGGUGAUGUGUUCGCCUUACGACAAAGACCCCUGGAAGUUUGGAGUGAUCUUCAGGGACGACAACUAUUACAUGUGCGAGUUCGACCGGGAGAAAACGGCCACGCCCAACCCGGGGGAUGAGACGUGAGUGCGGUCAAUAUUUUGGGGAUGGAAAAUGUUGCAGUACUUGACCGCAGAUGAGGCGGAUGGCAAACCAAAACCAGAUCGCCAAUGCAACAAAAAGGAAGAGUUUGACGUUGUCAGCAAGCUGGAAGUAAAUGACCAUGUUCUAGCGUACUAUUACGGCGUGGAUGCCUACGACAAGGACGCUAAUUGCUACGUGGACAUCAAAACCUGCAAGCACGUACCCGAGCAUGACGAACGCAAGCUUAGAAUCUUUCAGAGACACAAACUGCUGAAGUGGUGGGCACAAUGUCAGCUUGGCGCUGUUUCUGAAGUAGUCGGUUGCUAUAGAGACGAUUCGGGGAUAGUCACCCGCCUCAAGCGCAUGCCCACACGAGAAAUGCCGAACAGCGCAAGGGAAUGGUCGGCAAAUGUCUGCUACAAUUUCCUCGACCAGUUUCUGACCUGGGUGAAACAAAGGAUUCCCGCUGUCGAUGCCGAUACGCGGGUGCACGUGUUCGAGUAUGUUCCGCAAUCAAAGAUUGUCCGUUACAGUCAGACAAGAGACGAGGCGAAAAUGUUCCUACCGGACUGGUAUGUGGAUAGCCAGUAACAUACGAGACACGUGAUCGCAGUUGAUUUUCCAAACCUGAAAAGACGAUAUAUUUCUAUUGUUUUUAAUAGUGGAACAGUGUUUAACCAACUUUGCAUUGCAGGUUAUCUAUAAUGUUGAAUAUUUUUAACCACUAUUUUAUUUUUACCUAUUGAUGUUAUAGGAAUAUCUUGAUACUUUUAUAUUAUAUUUGGGAUUUUUAAUUAGUUUUAUAUUGCAUUGAACCUUUUACAAUACUCACUAUUUUAGCUCGUCUAUUUAGCGAAAAGGUGUAUCAAUACUUAUGAACAGUUAGUCGGCGUUGGCGUUAUGUUCUUGUUGAGAUUUGUUUGUUUUCGUUUUCAUAAUAUUGAUAAAUCAAUGGAUUACAAAAGAAAAUACACAUCACUUUUAAACACCACAUGACUUAAGUCUGCAUAGAAAAGAUAAUUUUAUUGGAUGCAGGAAACAUGCCAGCAGAGAACUGAUAACUAAUUUACGUAUUAUAUCAGCGAACACCGUGUGUAUGUAACUGUUUAUAUAACGCUCCAUUCCAUUGGUCAAAUAACAUGCAGAAUGACACAUGCAAGUCAAUAACGCGAUGUUUUAAAUUAAGUAUUUGUGUUAUACAAUGGACUUAUUGAGAUAAGUAAAGUGACCGAACAGUUUAAAUUCUUGUUAUUGUGGUGGAGGGUUCUUUAAAUGUUCGAUGGAAAUUUACGUAAAAUUUAAACGGUAAUUUAUUUGAUGAAUUAUGAUAGUACCUAUGAUAGUUGAUCAAAAACUUUCUAUCUAAGAAUUGUCUGCUUACACCAACUGCUUUAAAUUGGAAAAGGAAGACGGCGAUGAUCUUAGGCAUCUUGUAUGCCGCAUGCAGAUUUUCAACUCAUAAUAUAAGCAUACAAAACUAAACGAAAACAUUGAAGAUUGUAAACCAUACACAACUUUCAUAAUAAAGAUAAGAGCCAGCAGAGCUUUUUCUUUUAUAUGGAAGUAAACAAAACGUGUGAAAAAGACUGCAAGAAGACUUGUUUAUAUACUUCAACUUUCAAUAUCAUCGGGAAUAAAUGCAGCAUCACAUCAUGCUUGACGUAACAUUUUAUAAGUUUAAAAUGGCAGCCAUCUUUUGCUUUGGUCUUUUAUUUUGGUGAAACAAUAAAGUAAAUUUGAACAAUACCUGUGUUCACAUAAGCCCCCUGUCAAAGGUAAUAAGCGCUCAUACUUUUAAGAACCUGGAAAAUAAUUUGUCCAAACCACAAACGAACCGUUUAAAACAUUUGAUGUCAAAUUUUAGAUGUUGUAGUCACCAAAUAACGUUUAAGAAGGGGAAGGUAUCUCCGAACUGAUCACUUUCAAAAUUCCAAAUUUCAAAACGUUUCUAUGUUGCUAAAACCAAAAUGUCGUUUGUGUUGGAAGCGAACAAUGUUUUCAACUGAACUUGUUUUGCAUUCACAAUUACGGAAAAGAUAUUUUCAACUGAAUGUCUAUUGCAUUCAAAAUAACGAGAAGGAUAUUUUCAUCUGAAUUUGUAUCGCAUUUACAAUUAUGGAGCAAAAUGACUUUCAAGAACAACCGCAAGGCAUAUAUCAUGUUGCAUGAAGGUUUCUUUGCUUGACGGCUUGAAGUACUACAUAGAUAAAGUAUAAAUUAUAAUCCUACUGGACAUUUUUCUUUACCGUGAAUAUGGUUUGUUAUAAUGAUAUUCUGAUCCGAAACGUAAUGGAUGAGACAACAACGUCAUAAUAAACACCAGAAAGUUGUUACCAAAUGUAUUAUAGAUACUUGCAUUAUUUUAAAAUGUUUAAGCAAUUUGAUCAAUAACUAUUCAUAAUAAAGCACCAUUUGAGAUAUGUUAAAUUCAAUGGAUGUCUGAUAAAGAAUUAUAUUUAUCAAUCAACAAAUAAAAAACUAAUUUUGA